AUGCAUGCACAAACCAAAAGAUUGUACGCGCUACACACUGUAGUCGAUGGAAAACGUAAUCAAAACAGCAGGCAAAGGAGAUACUUAAUAUUUACUCCGAGCACACAAUGGGGUGUAUUCGUAACAAUAGCUAUCCCCCUAGAGUCGGAGUCGACGGUGAGCGUGGCUUGGUUCUUCGAAGCUAAUUACUACAACGUUGCCAACGCCAGCUACUUUGAACCUUUGCUAGGCGAUAUUGAGAUACCCAGUAAGAGGGAACAGCGUAGCACCAUUGAAACGAAGAAUAUGUUCACAAGAAGAUAUUUCUACACUUUGAUAGAGUCAAUGCUGGAAAAGCACGGCCACUCGGGGCGCCCUUGCUUACUCAGAGCUAUUUGUGAGAACGCCACCUCGCAUUUCUUGCAUAACGGCAUCCUAGGCGAUUUACUUCAUCUCGUCCUGACGCCAUCAUCAUCAAUGUCAGAAGACGACAUAGAAGACUGUUAUUAUGAGGCUGAAUAUUGGGGAUUGGAGAAUAAAUGUCAAUACUACACUGAAGACUGCCCAACGAGCCCACUCGACUAUAUAUCUUUUAUAUUAAACGAUGAAAGUUAUUGA
This is a messenger RNA of Zerene cesonia (dogface butterfly), 597 nucleotides long. RefSeq lists its product as uncharacterized. Bases 1 to 597 code for a protein of 198 amino acids. The transcript is spliced from 6 exons. NCBI's taxonomy places the organism in Eukaryota, Metazoa, Arthropoda, Insecta, Lepidoptera, Pieridae. The record is from RefSeq and is a predicted model, not a curated record.